UUCUCGUCUGGAAAAACGGGUGGAAUGGAAAUGCGGGUUUAGCGAAUGGGCUUGAUUGAUGACGGGUUUGAAUGCCUCACUCUCGAAGUUUGACGACGUUUAUGCGCGGUUUUUGGGAGAUGACUUAUUUGUUUUCGAAUUGGGGGAUGCUCAUGACGACCCGCUUCCAACGGGAUGAAAAAAAAAAAUAGGAGAAGAGGAUGUGCUCUCCUCUUUUUAUGGAUACCCCUUCCCCCACCCCUUUGUUUUAAGGCUGGUUUGUAUGUCAUUUUUGAUGUUUUUACGCGUGCUGUAAUGUGGAAUUUUAUACUUUUUUUUCCGGGUUUAACAAACUUGGACUUCGAAUCUCGAUCGUCCCUUUUUUUUGUUGCGGAGGCUCGUGCGUCUUUGGGGGCGUCCCCUCGGGUUGAAAAGUAUCAUGAGGCGUGGAUGACUUCUGAUGAUCAUACCAUUCAAUAUAAGGAGGCUACCUCGUGUCGUCCAGACGACUUUGCAUUGCUACCUCUGCUAUUUUGCAUUCAUGUCCUGAUUUUCCGGAGUAGUUGGUGUUGAGAGUGCCUGCCGAGCGAGCUGGACCCGUACAUAUAUACGUAUCUGUGUUGCGGACGGAAGGUUAUCGAGUGUUCCACCAGGUUAGCCAGCGAUAGCUUGGACUAUG
This is a messenger RNA of Daldinia decipiens, 658 nucleotides long. RefSeq lists its product as uncharacterized. Bases 175 to 552 code for a protein of 125 amino acids. Lineage: Eukaryota; Fungi; Ascomycota; Sordariomycetes; Xylariales; Hypoxylaceae. The record is from RefSeq and is a predicted model, not a curated record. The transcript has a single exon.